Molecule: messenger RNA, 891 nt
Organism: Penicillium chermesinum
Lineage: Eukaryota; Fungi; Ascomycota; Eurotiomycetes; Eurotiales; Aspergillaceae
Product: Dcp1 family protein
Exons: 1
Coding region: 1-891 (296 amino acids)
Biological process (GO): deadenylation-dependent decapping of nuclear-transcribed mRNA; positive regulation of catalytic activity; deadenylation-independent decapping of nuclear-transcribed mRNA
Cellular component (GO): P-body
Molecular function (GO): enzyme activator activity; mRNA binding
Source: RefSeq, a predicted model, not a curated record
AUGGCCUCCAAAAAAGCUCGCCGUAACAACAAUCACUCCAACAACCACAACCACACCGACUACGAGUCUGACACAGCGUACAUCUCGGACAUGCCAACACAGCCCGCGCCCAAGUUGCGGUCCAAUGAAGAGCUCAACCUCUCGGUUCUGCGCCGCCACAACCCCUCGAUUACCAACGUCCUCUCGCUCGCGAACUAUGCCGUGAUCUAUAUCUUUAGCCCCAGCACGCGCUCCUGGGAGAAAACGGGAAUCGAGGGCUCAUUGUUCGUGUGCGCGCUGGAACCCGGCAGUCUUGGCGAAGAAAGAUACUCAGCUUUCGUGCUGAACCGCCGCGGGCUCGAAAACUUCGACCUGCAGCUCUUAGACCGCGAGAACGUGGAACUGACCGAGGAAUAUGUCAUCCUGAAAGACGACGACAGUGCGAACCAAGGGAGUACGCCAGCAAACCCAGGCAGCACUCGCAUCUACGGUAUCUGGAUUUACUCGGAGCCGCCGCCCAACUCCACCGCCGAAAUGCGUACCAUCAACGCCAACCUCAUUCUCGAAUGCGCCACCCGCGCGGGAGAAAGUGCGAAGCUCGCAAAGCAACAUGCCGAAGCUAUGGGCCAGUCGAGUCUGCAUUCUGCGGCCACCGCUGCAGAUACACAAGCGCCACCGGAAGAGGUGCAAUCGAGCGUUCCGAUGGGUCGAACGAUAUCAUUGAAGGAUCUUUUCGGGCAGCAGCGGGCUCAGGAUGAUGGGUUUACCGUGCACGCGCACAAUGAACCCCCACAGCAGCCACCACCUCCGCCCCAACCGCAUAUCCAGCCCCAGGUGCAACAUCAACAGGGCUCAGACGUGCUCGGCGAUUUAUUCCGCCGCGCAGGCCUCUUCCCUGGACAGCAGCAGUAA